Messenger RNA from Penicillium manginii, 267 nucleotides. RefSeq lists its product as uncharacterized. Bases 1 to 267 code for a protein of 88 amino acids. The transcript has a single exon. NCBI's taxonomy places the organism in Eukaryota, Fungi, Ascomycota, Eurotiomycetes, Eurotiales, Aspergillaceae. The record is from RefSeq and is a predicted model, not a curated record.
AUGCUUAGUCGUUUGAGUUUGUGGAAACUGGUUCAUGCUCUUCUUGAACAGCUCGUCGCCCAUCCCGGCCAAAAUGAAAGCGUGGUCAAACUUUUACGCUUCGUCAGCGAACAGCUCACGGUUGAUGAGGAUCUGAUCACUCUGUUGGUUGAUGACGUUUCGUCUCGUUUUAAGUUCCUUGUGUCAUGUUCCAGUUUUGCCGGUUUGAUGCAGAAGCAACCUGGGUUGACCUACCGCAUCCUAUACAGCAUCUGCGACUCUCUUUGA